GUCUUGUUUGGUUUGAUGGUGAUCGUUGUUGCCCAAGUCGUGAGGUUUGGAGAGUUUAGGCUCCAGAUGACCACUGUACAAGCAUUCUGCAUAACAUCCAUGGCAGCACUAUAUUACUCGACGGUCUCGCCGGGUCUCGCCAGGCCUGUUUAUCUGUGUUAAUAGCAAUCAUGGUAAAGAUCUUUCCAUACUCUGUACAGUGUCUGACUGAAGUCACAGGCGUCAAGAGAUGGCAGGCACACAUUGCUCGGUUUCAACAUGUGGUGAUAAUCAACACCCCUCAACUCCAAAACAAGAGCCUCCUAUAACAAAGAGACUCCAUAUUACUAUUAUUGGAUUCUAAUCGACGAUAGAGCAGUAGCCUGUCGAUCUGCCGUAUGGGCAAUCGCGCCCACUCCGCCACUCCCCUCAUCUCUCUAGAUCGGCGCCAGGGGCAUCGCAUGUUUGUUUUGAUUCGGAUAGAAUAGUGCUGGAGUACACUGGGUGCUGAAGACCACAAUACCCAUGAUCAGUACAUGGUUUCUCGCACAGAGCCACAGCCAGAUCAUAGAUAACGGGUGUCGUGCAUGGGAGAAAUAGACACAGACCGCCCCUGCAUCAAACGCUUGCGGUGUCAGAGUGGCCGGGGUGACCUCCCCUUACUACCACCAGUGGCUUCCGCGAACGUCCCUUACCACGUUUCAGCGAUACGACGGCUCCCCGCCACAGCGCGUGCGAGGGUGAGAUGAGAGGGGUCAUGACGAGCACUUCAUAGCGCUGAGACGGCGGAAGACAAAGGAGGAACUGAGUGACAGAGCAACAAGUGCUGUCCAUGACAACAUGAUGAGAAGGGGAGAGGGACAAAGACGGCGAUGAUGAACUGUCCGGCAUGCUCUUGGCGGCUACAGUAUCACAGUUACGGCGUCAACGCGUGGCUGUACUCUACUACUGUCUGAUCGUAGGGGACUCUAUGACUGACUGACUGACCCUCUUUCUCUCGCUUCGUCUCAGUCCUGUACAUCAAAGUGUUUGUAUGGCUGACAUGGCGAGAGAGCCUCACAAAAAGCACUUCAGCGAAACGCCAAUACUGGUCGACUGAUGACUGAAGGAACGUUCUGAAGCAUAUAUAUGCACAUCAACUUCACCUCUUUCUUUCACAAAUCUUCAUCAAAGCCUCGGGAGACAGACCCGGGAUUCGCUCCUGUCUUUGUUCUGGCUGUACCUGUACCUGCCUGUCUACUUCCUUCUACACCCACUCUAGCGCCGAUUCGUAGGUACCUCGUCCAGGGUCCACCUUCCUGAAACCCACCGCCCCAAAACCCUCCCCCAUAUCGGGAUUUCGCGUCGCCCUCAAUCAACCCUCGACUCCGACUCUUGCCUACUAGUCCUUCUUUUCCCCAUACGGCCCUCAAAAUACACGAGGCAAACACGCAAUCAAAACAUUCCCAGACACUGCCAUCGUACGCAGAAGUAUAGCAUUGAUGAACUGCGUGUCACUUCUCCUCCAGUCCGUUGAGGAGUUAUAACCCGGACGUCAGCUCCGUUGCCAGCUGUUAGACCACAGUGUCGCCGCAUAGCUGAGCCUCGCUCCGCAAACCGACAACAGCCAUGGCCAUGUUAGCCUCCAAGUCGCCAUACCCGGCGAAUCUAUCGUCGGCGGGCAUCCAGCAGUCCUCGAUACCAAUGUCCGCCGGUCUAACUGGCCGGAGAGUCUUGGUCGUCCCCCCAAGCAACCAGACAUCUUUCAGCCCAACGGAAUCCGAGUUCUCAGACUCCAUUGACGACCCCGACUCGGCAAAGCACUGGGAUGAGGAGCGCGUCUGCGACUGGCUGCAUACGAUCAACUGUGGCGCCUAUGAGAAGUUGUUCAAGAAGAACAAUAUUAAUGGAGAGAACUUGCUAGAGAUGGACAAGGCCGUCCUGCAAGAGAUGGGUAUCGACAAGAUUGGUGACCGUGUGCGCUUAUUCGUGAGCAUCAAGAAGCUCAGGACGAAGGCAUAUGCCAACCAGAAGAAGAGGAAUAGAGACUCAUUUGCUGGUCUCCAGAGUAGCCUCCUAUAUACGCCUGCAUCAUCUGCCUCGCCCAGACCUCCCACCUCAGCCAACCGUGCAGCAACAAAUAAUAAACGAUUCUCGAGACAGUACGACUCUUACAAUCUUGGUGGCCUAACGCCGGAGAUUUCCACGAAAUCAAGCUCCCGUCCGAACUCACCACUGCCUGAAGAGGCACGAGUAGUCCGCCAACAACGGUAUAAUGCGAUUAGCCCACAAGAUAUACGAAGAGACCAAGGCCAAGGAUACUUCCCGCCCACACCUGCCAUCUCUUCACAGUCGGCUCGGCACCCAGGGACUCCUCUCGACAGGGACCAGCCACAGACAGCUCGCCUCAUCGGCCACCACACUCGUGGAGCUGGCAGCAUAGAUGGAUCGUUAAUGUCGUCGUUACCAGAAGAUCAGGAUAUGAUCCGUGUCAUUGCCAAGGAUGGCUUGACCAAGGUCGUGAAAGUGACGGAUUGCAAGACAAUCGACGAGGUGAUGAGGUUGACCCUACGGAAGUUCACCUAUCGGGAGGAUCAUGAAAGGAAUUACUGUUUCUGGACACUGGCCGGCCUCGAACCAGAUCCAGCAGCAUGUCGUAGACUCUUCGAGCCAGAGUUAUGGCGUAUUAUCAAGGACUCGAAAAGACCGGAACGAAACCGUCUGAUUCUGCGCAAGAUCCACGCCGGAGAGCCUUCUGAAAUGGAGCUCCAACGCGCGGCAGAUAUCGCCAUGGAAGAGUCGGCCCAGUUACAUUCUCGGGCACUAGAAGGCACUGGCAAGCGGAGCCAGCUGAAGGCGCAGAAGAUCCUUGGAGAGCAGUGGGAUACUGGCUUACAAUAUCCUCUUUCCCCCGCCUCGUUCACAUCGAAUGUUUCCGCUGGGGAGCGUGAGCGAAAUGUCCACAACGCAGCCAAGGAUCUUGAACGACCACCUCCUGCUGAUGCUGCUCCUGUAAAAAGGAGGCAGGCCCGGGGAAAAAACGAUGUGCUCCGACAAUUCUUUGGACAGAGGCCUCCCAGUGAGCUGAUCACAUCCGACUUGACUACGUACUUCCCGAACCAUGCCAAGGAGGAGAUCGAUAAGACAGCCCGGUUAUCACUACGAAGAUCGAAGCGUCUCAGCAGAGUCAACAGCCGACUAUCUGUAGCCAGCAACCUGAGCUUUGCCUCAAGUAUGAAGGAUGCUCCCCCUAUGCCCCGCAUAGAAGAUACUUGGCUCCAGACCGACCCCUCUGGCCCUAAACUGCGUGUUCUUGACCGCGGACACUCUAUAUACCGCGACUCAGUCUCUUCGUCAGUUUUGGAGCCCCUCCAAGAGGAAUCGCCCACCGAGCCCAACAGAAAAUCAUACGUCUCAUUUGACAGCGGCUCGGACACGCACGUUAACAUCACUGAUCCGGAUGGACGCACUACGAGCAGCUACUUCGAAGAUGGUAGCACCGAAGCCGGCUCGCUGCGCGAAAUCAGCCAGGCACUCAAUGAAGACGGCGAGGAGGCUGAUGAUGACUUGCAGAGUUUCCUGGCUGGUGACUCGUGGGAUGACAGCAAGUGGAUGAAGGGCGCUCUCAUCGGCCAAGGUUCCUUCGGCAGCGUCUAUCUCGCGCUCCACACCGUGACAGGAGAGCUUCUGGCCGUCAAGCAAGUCCAGUCGCUAUCUCCAGGCGUUGCCAGUGCCAACGACCAGAAGAAGAAGAGCAUGAUCGAGGCCCUGAAGCGCGAGAUCGGCCUCCUCCGCGAGCUCCAGCACCCGAACAUCGUGCAAUACCUCGGCUGCAGUUCCUCCGCCGACUCGCUCAACAUUUUCCUCGAGUACGUCCCCGGCGGAUCCGUGCAGACGAUGCUGAACUCGUACGGCGCCCUCCGCGAGCCGCUCGUGCGCAGCUUCGUCCGCCAGAUCGUCACGGGGCUCGCGUACCUUCACGGCCGCGACAUCGUGCAUCGCGAUAUCAAGGGCGCUAAUAUCCUGGUCGACAAUAAGGGCGGGAUCAAGAUCUCGGAUUUCGGUAUCUCGAAGAAGAUGGAGGCCUCGAACGUGCUUGGCGGUGCGGGGAACAGCAAGAAUCGCCCCUCGCUCCAGGGAUCGGUGUUCUGGAUGGCUCCGGAAGUUGUCAAGCAGACCAAGUACACGCGCAAGUCGGAUGUGUGGUCGCUCGGGUGCCUGGUCAUUGAGAUGAUGACGGGGAGUCAUCCGUAUCCUGACUGCUCGCAGCUGCAGGCCAUCUUCAAGAUUGGAGGGAGCAAGGCGCGGCCGACGAUCCCGGAGGCGGCGAGUGAUGAGGCGAAGCGCUUCUUGGAUCAGACGUUUGAGAUUGAUGACCGUGAUCGUCCGGAUGCGGAUGAGUUGCUUUUGAGCCCGUUUUUGAACCCUUGUACGUAAGAGAGGGAUGUGCUUUGGCCAUCUCUUGGACGUGCGUCGGGUGAGGGGGGAGACUUGGGGAAUUGAUAUGCUUGGUUUUAUGCGGGAUGGCUUGCUGGCACUGGCUGCCAGCGCUGUUAUCCAUGGUACGAGAAGAUGAGAUCGGAUGAAUUUAUAAGAGGAUAUUUUGGGUGUGACGGAGUAAUAUAUCAUGAGCCAUUUUUUGCGCAGUUUCUUGGAGGGAUUGGUUUAGCGACGGGGAGAGAGGUGGAAGGGGAGGGGAAGGGGCUUGAUGGGAUGAGAUUUAAGAUUCUUGAUGUAUAGUACUCGAGUAUUAGUAGUAUUUAAG
Molecule: messenger RNA, 4723 nt
Organism: Pseudogymnoascus verrucosus
Lineage: Eukaryota; Fungi; Ascomycota; Leotiomycetes; Thelebolales; Thelebolaceae
Gene: STE11
Product: ATP binding
Exons: 2
Coding region: 1588-4395 (935 amino acids)
Biological process (GO): signal transduction; protein phosphorylation
Molecular function (GO): ATP binding; protein binding; protein kinase activity
Source: RefSeq, a predicted model, not a curated record